Messenger RNA from Acaulospora colombiana, 131 nucleotides. The record is from the annotation of a GenBank genome assembly. NCBI's taxonomy places the organism in Eukaryota, Fungi, Glomeromycota, Glomeromycetes, Diversisporales, Acaulosporaceae.
ACGGACGAUGGCGUUGUGCCUGGGUCGGCCUCGAGGUUGUGGCUUGACAAAGGGGAAAUCGAAACCAAAAAACGUGGGGGUCUCGUUCAGGCUAAGCCGGGCCUGCGAACCGGAAGAGACGUAUCAGCGAA